Messenger RNA from Aspergillus saccharolyticus JOP 1030-1, 2811 nucleotides. RefSeq names its product homoaconitase LysF (gene lysF). Gene Ontology annotation, biological process: L-lysine biosynthetic process. The record is from RefSeq and is a predicted model, not a curated record. Bases 69 to 2405 code for a protein of 778 amino acids. Gene Ontology annotation, molecular function: 4 iron, 4 sulfur cluster binding; homoaconitate hydratase activity. The transcript has 2 exons. NCBI's taxonomy places the organism in Eukaryota, Fungi, Ascomycota, Eurotiomycetes, Eurotiales, Aspergillaceae.
UGAGUGUGUGACUCAACCUCCUCCAUCUCUCCUUCCUCGUGUUCGAUAUUUCAUUGUUGAGCAAGAGAAUGGCGAGACAACUCUGCAAUCUGUUGCGCCGACCGCUUCGGCUUCGGUCUGCUCCGUCGCUCGGAGUCUCUAGCACGAGAAUCCCCCUUCCCCUUCGAUCCGGCGCUACAUCGCUCCCUUCGCGUUCCAUUCGCUAUCUGAGCACCACUCCGAUUGCGAGAGCGCAAGGGUUUCAUUCGCAGCAAGAGCAGGCCCCCGCGACAACUCCCGCCGAGAACCGAACCCCCCAGACCCUGACCGAAAAGAUCGUGCAGCGCUAUGCCGUCGGUUUGCCCCCCGGAAAACUCGUUCGCAGUGGCGACUACAUCAGUCUCGCGCCUGGCUACUGUAUGACGCAUGACAAUUCGUGGCCGGUGGCGCUGAAGUUCAUGUCGAUGGGAGCCACCAAGGUGCACAACCCGAAGCAGAUCGUCAUGGCCCUGGAUCACGAUGUCCAGAAUACCAGCCCAUCCAAUCUUCAGAAAUACCAACAGAUCGAGGCCUUUGCUGCCAAACACGGGAUCGACUUUUACCCUGCAGGACGGGGUAUCGGACACCAGGUGAUGGUGGAAGAGGGAUAUGCGUGGCCGGGCACCAUGGCGGUUGCCUCCGAUAGUCACAGCAACCAUUAUGGCGGAGUGGGCUGUUUGGGAACCGCCGUCGUCCGGACGGAUGCUGCGAGUAUCUGGGCCACCUCGCGCACCUGGUGGCAGAUUCCCCCGGUGGCGCGGGUCACCUUCACCGGGACGCUCCCCGUGGGCGUUACGGGGAAGGACGUGAUCGUCGCCUUGUGUGGGCUUUUCAAGAGCGAUGUCCUGAACCACGCCAUUGAGUUCACCGGCUCGGAGGAGACCAUGGCCAGUCUGCUCGUCGACAGUCGGUUGACGAUCGCCAACAUGACCACCGAAUGGGGCGCGCUCACCGGUCUCUUCCCCAUUGAUACCACCCUCAAGCGCUGGCUGCGGUACAAGGCGACCGAGGCAGCCCUGUCCGACGAUCGAACCACGCGCGAGCGCAUCACCCACGAGAGGAUUGACGAGCUGUUCGCCAACCCCCUUGUUGCCGACCCGGAUGCCCAAUAUGCCAAACAGCUUUACCUCAAUCUCUCUAGUCUCUCCCCCUACGUCUCGGGCCCCAACUCGGUCAAGGUCGCUACCCCCUUGAACGAGCUCGCUGCCAAGAACAUCAAAGUGAACCGCGCCUACAUCGUCUCCUGCACUAACUCUCGUGCAUCGGAUCUGGCCGCUGCUGCCCAAGUCUUCCGCGACGCCGCCAAGGCGAACCCCGGUGUGACCCCGAAGAUUGCCGAGGGCGUUCAGUUCUACAUCGCGGCUGCCUCUGCCCCCGAGCAGGAGGCUGCUGAAUCGACGGGUGACUGGCAAAUCUUGCUCGAUGCGGGCGCGCAGCCCCUCCCUGCCGGAUGCGGCCCCUGCAUUGGCCUUGGAAAGGGCCUGCUGGAGCCUGGAGAGGUGGGCAUUAGUGCCAGCAACCGCAACUUCAAGGGUCGGAUGGGCUCGCGUGACGCACAGGCAUACUUGGCCAGCCCGGAAGUGGUGGCUGCCAGCGCUCUCAGCGGUGUCAUCUCGGGACCCGGCGCCUUCCAGGUGCCCCCGGAGGAGUGGGCCGGUGUGGACUAUGGAUUUGGGACCGGUCGCGAACCCACCACGGAGCAGCAGCUCACCAACCUCUUGCAGCAAAUGGAAUCUUUCAUCGAUCGCGUGGAGACGGCCCAGGGUGCUUCCGAGAAGUCGGCCACCGAGAUCCUGCCCGGCUUCCCCGAGCGGAUCAGCGGAGAGAUCCUGUUCUGCGAUGCGGACAACCUCGAUACCGACAGCAUCUACCCCGGCAAACUCACCUACCAGGACAACGUCUCCAAGGAGGACAUGGCUCGGGCCUGUAUGCAGAACUACGAUCCCGAGUUUCACGGAAUCGCCAAGCCCAGCGACAUUCUCGUGGCUGGCUUCAACUUCGGCUGCGGAUCCUCCCGGGAACAGGCUGCCACGGCCAUCCUGGCCAAGCAAAUCCCUCUGGUGGUCGCUGGAAGCUUUGGGAACAUCUUCUCCCGCAACAGUAUCAACAACGCCCUGAUGGGACUCGAGGUGCCCCGGCUGGUUGAGCGUCUCCGCGCUCGCUUCUCUCAGCCAUCUGCUGGCGCUGGUACCGAGCGUCAGCCUACUCGCCGUACCGGCUGGACUCUAACGUGGGACGUGAAGCGAAGCCAGGUGGAGGUGCAGGAAGGCGAAGGUGGCGAGAGCUGGACGGAGCAGGUGGGCGAGCUCCCUGCCAACGUGCAGGCUAUCAUCGCCGCUGGUGGUCUCGAGGCCUGGGUCAAGGGAGAGGUCAGCAAGUCCGCCUAGGUGGAUACGCGAGCAAGAUAGACGGGUUUAGAGUUGUUUGGAAGCAUGUAAAUAUCCUUAGCGUCAUUGUCCAUUGAAUCACUGUAUUACUACACUCACACGACGCAAGCAAGUCCAUGCGGCGGUAUGAGAGGGAAGAGAGAAAGGCUUCUCAAUCAAGUCCAGGCCUGGGAAACAGUCUGGAGCCCUUGGGUUUCUGCAAUCCCACGCGACGAAUACAACUCAGAUCCGCUGGAAUGGUGCCAUAGUCAUCCCCCACGACCAACAACCCACAACCACUCUGGACGGUGUGCCAUUUCUGCAGGCAUUAUCAAGAUCCCUGGAUCAAACCGGACCAGGAAUGAUGAUGUAUCUCUGAAAGAUAAAAUAGUGGCACAAUCCUUUAACCGGAGACUAAAUCCUCAAG